This is a messenger RNA of Apaloderma vittatum (bar-tailed trogon), 1302 nucleotides long. Its product is annotated as lysosome-associated membrane glycoprotein 3-like. The transcript is spliced from 6 exons. Gene Ontology annotation, cellular component: membrane. Bases 1 to 1302 code for a protein of 433 amino acids. The record is from RefSeq and is a predicted model, not a curated record. Lineage: Eukaryota; Metazoa; Chordata; Aves; Trogoniformes; Trogonidae.
AUGGGGAGGAACGCACGGCCAUUCGUCUUGCUAACCUUUGCCUGUGCAUUUUCCUCCUGCUUUGCUGAAGUGGCCCUGGGUGUCGAACUGUCUACAAAAACCAUAUCUUUCCACCGCACAGCUACUUCUGCUCAGCCACUUUAUUAUUCUUCGUCCCACCAUGGCACCACAGUUCAUUUUAAUAGCACAGACUCUCUUAAAACAGCAUCCAUAAGCGACAGAACAAUGAUGCAGACAACAGACCAGCAUGAGGUAACAACAGCAUCAGCCCAUCACACGACAGCCCAGGCAGAAGCAAGCACCACACAAAUGACCACCCAGAAAUCUCCCACAACAUCAGCAGACAACACAACUGCAAGUGGUCAGGCUACAACCCAGGCAAUGGAAGCGGUUACAUCUGCAGGGGAGAACACAACCAGGCACUUUCUGUCCUCAACCAAGCACAGCAGAACACACGUGAACACAGAAGUGACAGCAGCAGCCACAAACACAACCGUAAAACACACAAUGCCGAAGACACAAAUGACAACUGCUGCCGUAACUACUACAGCCACAACCACACGAACUGUAAAACCCACCACCGGGUCAGGAAAUCAAACAACAGCACCUAAAAGUCCAACAGCCAUGACCAACACAACAACCAUUCGUCCAGGGACUCAAACAACCAGUCCAUCUACUACAACGACAGUGAGACCUACUCUUGCACCACAGCCCUCUCCCAUCCCCACGGGCACAUACACCAUUUCCAGUGGGAACAAGACCUGCAUCAAAGCAGUCAUGGGUUUGCAGCUGAUGGCUCAAAAUACACACACGAAGCAGAUGGAGUACAUGGCUGUCAACCCCAAUGCGACACAGACCUCUGGAAGCUGUGGGACGGUGCAGUCUGAGCUGAACAUAACGUUCAGUGGAGGAUUCAUAAACUUCACCUUUGUAAAGCAAGCUCCGGCAUACUAUGUCAGUAAAAUUGAGUCCAGCUUACAGCUAUCUUCCGAAGGUAUGCUUUACUACGCAGCCAUACAGGAGAAGCUGUUUACAACAAAACUGGGGAAUUCCUUUAAGUGUGCCAGCAAGCAAACCUUCAGCUUGGAGAAGAACUUCCAACUGCUUAUUGUCAAUAUGAAGAUGCAGGCGUUUGAUAUUGUCAAUAACCAGUUUGGAAAAGAAGAAGAAUGUUUUCCUGAUAAAAACAGCAAAGCAGCUCCCAUCGCAGUGGGCCUGAGUAUCCUGGGAUUGUUUGUCAUUGUGUUUGCCACUUUCCUGAUUUCCAGAAGAAAGCCACAUAGAGGAUACGAACGUAUUUGA